CGCGGCCGCCAUUUUGCUCUGCGGAGCUGGUAUUUAGAGCGCAGCGCCUGAGUGGCGGGGUCGCCUUCGCGCAUCCGCCGCCUCGAGAGUCCUCGCUGGCCUGCUCGCUCGCCCGCUCGCUCUCCUGCCAUCCUAGCCCCGCCGCCGCCUGCUGACCUUGCUCUCUCCCGCUUGCAGACAUGGCUGACAUCAAGAACAACCCCGAAUACGCUUCGUUUUUCGCUGUGACAGGCGCGACGUGCGCCAUGUCCUUGAGCGCCAUGGGAGCCGCCUAUGGCACAGCCAAGAGUGGCACUGGCAUCGCUGCCAUGUCUGUCAUGAGGCCAGAGCUGAUCAUGAAGUCCAUCAUCCCAGUGGUUAUGGCUGGGAUCAUCGCCAUCUACGGCCUGGUGGUGGCAGUACUUAUCGCCAACUCCCUGACUGAUGGCAUCACCCUCUACAGGAGUUUUCUUCAGCUGGGUGCUGGCCUGAGUGUGGGGCUGAGUGGCCUGGCUGCUGGCUUUGCCAUUGGUAUCGUGGGGGAUGCUGGUGUUCGGGGCACUGCCCAGCAGCCACGGCUGUUCGUGGGCAUGAUCCUGAUCCUCAUCUUCGCGGAGGUGCUCGGCCUCUACGGUCUCAUCGUGGCCCUAAUCCUCUCCACAAAGUAGUCCUUUCCACCACCAGUCACAGGAUAGGAUGUAAAGACCACCCCUCCUCAU
This is a messenger RNA of Acomys russatus (golden spiny mouse), 698 nucleotides long. RefSeq names its product ATPase H+ transporting V0 subunit c (gene Atp6v0c). NCBI's taxonomy places the organism in Eukaryota, Metazoa, Chordata, Mammalia, Rodentia, Muridae. Gene Ontology annotation, biological process: proton transmembrane transport. The transcript is spliced from 3 exons. Gene Ontology annotation, molecular function: proton-transporting ATPase activity, rotational mechanism. Gene Ontology annotation, cellular component: proton-transporting V-type ATPase, V0 domain. Bases 180 to 647 code for a protein of 155 amino acids. The record is from RefSeq and is a predicted model, not a curated record.